Molecule: messenger RNA, 2592 nt
Organism: Melanotaenia boesemani (Boeseman's rainbowfish)
Lineage: Eukaryota; Metazoa; Chordata; Actinopteri; Atheriniformes; Melanotaeniidae
Gene: ampd1
Product: adenosine monophosphate deaminase 1 (isoform M)
Exons: 15
Coding region: 112-2313 (733 amino acids)
Biological process (GO): AMP metabolic process; IMP salvage
Cellular component (GO): cytosol
Molecular function (GO): AMP deaminase activity
Source: RefSeq, a predicted model, not a curated record
UUAAUACUGGAUACACCAAGCACUGGGCUUCACACUUCCACACUACAGUGGUCCAGUGCCAGACCACCCUUCACCAGUCCUCAGGAAGCGUUUCACAGGAACAACAUCACCAUGCCUAAAGUCUUGGUACCAGAGACCGAUGACAAGAUGAGGGCCUUCGCGGAGAAGGUCUUUGCAUCGGAGACCAAAGAUGAGAACGUCCGUGAUGAAAUCUCCAUGUUUGAUGUGGCUGAGGACUGCCCCAUCCUUCACCAGGAAAUGGCCCACCAUCUGCACACUGAGGACAAUGUAGAGAAACGCAAGAGGCUUCAGCGCAGCUGCACCAUGGCUGUGCCUACAGUUCAUCACCAAGCAGCUGCUGCCCCCGUAGUCAAACUGGAAGUGGAUGCACCUACCUACCUAGAAGUUCCUGAUUUCCAGAGGGUGGCCAUCAUUGGAGACUAUGCAUCUGGGGUGACCAUGGAUGACUUUGAGCUGUCAUGUAGAGGUCUGUACCGUGCCUUGACCAUCAGGGAGAAGUACAUGAGGCUCGCCUUUCAGCGCUUCCCAAGAACAGCCUCUCAGUUCAUGCGCCAAAUGGAGGGAGAGACCUUCAAAGUUCAAGAUCAAGUGCAGCCAGUCUUCACUGCCCCUCCAAAGGAUGGGGAGGACCCUUUUGACAGCAAGGACCUGCCAAAAGAUCUGGGCUACGUGGCCCGUAUGAAGGAGGGUCUCAUCUACGUGUACAACGAUGCUGCAGCUGCCGACAAACAUCAGCCCAAGGACUUGCCCCAUCCCAACUAUGAAACCUUUAUUGAUGACAUGAACUUCCUCAUUACUCUCAUUGCACAAGGUCCAACUAAGACAUACACUCACCGACGUCUGAAGUUCCUCAUGUCCAAGUUUAAUGUGCAUGAGAUGCUGAAUGAGAUGGAGGAGAUGAAGGAGCUGAAGAUGAACCCCCACAGGGAUUUCUACAACUGCAGGAAGGUGGACACCCACAUCCAUGCUGCUGCAUGCAUGAACCAGAAGCACUUGCUGCGCUUCAUCAAAAAGUCUUACCGUGUGGAUGCUGACCGGGUUGUGCACAACCUUAAAGGCAGGGAGCUCACCAUGAGAGAGCUCUUCGAGUCCCUCCACCUGCACCCCUAUGACCUCACUGUGGACUCACUGGAUGUGCACGCUGGUAGACAAACCUUCCAACGUUUUGAUAAGUUCAAUGCAAAGUACAACCCUGUGGGAGCCAGUGAGCUUCGUGACCUGUACCUGAAAACUGAAAACCACAUCCAUGGAGAAUAUUUUGCCACCAUCAUCAAGGAAGUAGCCAGUGACCUGGAGGAAGCCAAGUACCAGUACGCAGAGCCUCGUCUGUCUAUCUAUGGUUGCAACCCCAAUGAGUGGACUAAGCUGUCCAGCUGGUUUGUCAAGCACAGAGUCUUCUCCCCAAACCUCAAAUGGAUGAUUCAAGUUCCAAGGAUCUAUGACAUCUUCAGAGGCAGGAACUUCGUGCCCCACUUUGGCAAGAUGCUCGAAAACAUUUUCCUUCCCGUCUUCCAGGCCACAAUCAACCCACAGUCCAACCCAGAGCUCAGCAUCUUCCUCAAGCACGUGACAGGUUUCGAUAGCGUGGAUGAUGAGUCCAAACACAGUGGCCACAUGUUCUCCACUAAGAGCCCCAAACCAGAAGAGUGGGACAUUGUCAAGAACCCCUCCUACACCUACUACAUCUAUUACAUGUAUGCCAACAUUGCUGUUCUCAACCAGCUGCGCAGACAGAGGGGGAUGAACACGUUCACGUUCAGACCUCACUGCGGUGAGGCCGGAGCCAUCACCCACUUGCUGGCUUCCUUUAUGACUGCUGACAACAUCUCUCAUGGCCUUAACCUCAAAAAGAGUCCUGUGCUGCAGUACCUGUACUUCUUGGCCCAGAUCCCAAUCGCCAUGUCCCCUCUCAGCAACAACAGCUUGUUCUUGGAAUAUGCCAAGAACCCCCUGCUGGAGUUCCACAAGAAAGGCCUGGUGGUGUCUCUAUCCACUGACGACCCCAUGCAGUUCCACUACACUAAGGAACCCCUGAUGGAGGAGUAUGCCAUUGCUGCUCAGGUCUUCAAGCUGAGUACUUGUGACAUGUGUGAGAUUUCCAGGAACAGUGUACUGCAGAGUAGCUUGUCUCAUGAGGAAAAGAGCCACUACCUGGGUCAGGAUUACCUGAAAGAGGGUCCAGAGGGAAAUGACAUCUGUAAGACCAACGUGGCACAGAUCCGGAUGGCAUACCGCUUUGAAACCCUGUGCUAUGAGCUCAACCUCAUCAAGGAGGGCUUGAAGACUGAAUAAUCUUAGUCAAAUCUGACACACACUUGAUCAAAACCCAUCUCUAUUGUAACAUGGAAAAGCUUCUACAUUUUUUAAAAAUGCAACAUUUGAGCAAGUGAAUCUUAAAGAAACUGCCCUUCUAAUACACUGAUGUUUUCUCCUUCGGAAAAAGAAAUAUUUUGAUUAUUACUUUCAUAGUAAAUCAUCUGCACAACCUGUACAAAUGACACUGUACAUUACAUUAUGUAUAUUCCAACUAGAGAAACAUCAUGUAUAAGAAUGAAUGGAAAUAAAAUGUAA